Messenger RNA from Psammomys obesus (fat sand rat), 5878 nucleotides. It is a transcript of the gene Parp4, whose product is annotated as poly(ADP-ribose) polymerase family member 4. Gene Ontology annotation, molecular function: NAD+ poly-ADP-ribosyltransferase activity. The transcript is spliced from 37 exons. Lineage: Eukaryota; Metazoa; Chordata; Mammalia; Rodentia; Muridae. The coding region runs from base 349 to 5649 and encodes 1766 amino acids. The record is from RefSeq and is a predicted model, not a curated record.
GCGGGCAAAGUAACAGGGAGAGUCGCGGGGCUCCCCGCCAAGGGGCGCCGGAGGCAGCGCGCAGGCCCGGGGUGCGGGGGCGCCCGGAGCGGAAACACCGCGGCUGGAACGCUGGCUGCAGGGGACGCAGGAGGGGAUCGGCCGGCGCCGGGAAGGUCCGGAUCUCCAGGCAGACCCACCCCUGUCCUGGGAAAAGAACCGCCGCGGAACGCAACGUUUCUUGACUUUCUGAAACCCGGAUUUCCGAGGAAACUUCUGCGAAAGUACAGUAGUUUGGUGACUACUGCGGAGAACGUCAUCUGGUCGCCUAGGAAGCGCCGUGGGAGAAGCCCAUUGAGCUCCCUGAGGAUGACUUUGGGAAUCUUUGAAAAUUGUAUAUUCUACUUGAAAGUCAAACACUUACCUCGUCAACAGAAGAAAAAGCUGCAAACCGAUAUUAAGGAAAACGGUGGAAAGUUUUCCUUUUUAUUAAAUCCUCAGUGCACACAUGUCAUCGUAGACACUGCUGGCGCCCUGAGCCGGUGCCAACUGAACUCCAUCCAAAAGAACGAUGUCCAGAUUGCAAACCCAGAGUUCAUAUGGGACUCCGUCAGACAGCGGAGACUCUUGGAUGUGAAGAGUUAUGACUCAAGGUCGCUGGCUCUCACGCUACCCCCAGAGGAAAAGAGCUGCUCUGAAGUGGAAACAGAAGAUCUAUCUUUGGACAACAACCUAGAGAAUGAAAACACCGAAGUCACCGAGGCUUAUGCAGAGGAUGCUGAAAUGCCUCAUUUUCUUCAAGACUUUGAAGUUGUGAAAUAUGACAUCUUGGAAAAAGUGGGAGUGGACCGAGGCCCUGAGACAGCGGUGGUAGAACUGCAGUGUUCCCGGGACCCAGGGGGCUGCCCCUUUGUGAUAUCAGCACACUUCCUCCUGAGUGAUCAAAAGACUAGAAGAGAGAGCACUGGAAAGCAGACCUCUGAAGGUGCGAGUGAGUAUUAUGAAAGUUACGUGGAAGACCUGAAGAGACAAGGAUUUCUGCCCCAAGAACACGUUACAGCUGAAGCAACACAGCUGGCGUCGGAGAAACUGCAGGCAUUACUUCUGGAGGAGGUCGUAAGUUCGGGUACGCUGAGCCAGGAGGUGAGCAGUUUGGUGGAGAUGAUCUGGGCGGAAGCCCUGGGCCACCUGGAACACAAGCUUCUCAAGCCAGUGAACAGCAUAAGCCUGAAUGACGUGAGUAAAGCAGAGGGGAUUCUCCUUCUAGUAAAAACAGCACUGAAGAAUGGAGAAACAGUGGAGCAACUGCAAAAGACAAUGGCUGAGUUCUACCGACUGAUACCUCACAAACAUCCAGAAUCAGAAGAAGUCAGCCUGAGGUUGUUAGCUCAGAAAGAGGACCUUUGUCAGCUGGUAAGAGACAUGGUGAAUGUUUGUGAAACGAAUUUAUCCAAACCCAACCCACCAUCUCUCGCCAAAUACCGAGCUUUGAGAUGCAAGAUCGAACACAUUGAACAGGAUACCAAGGAGUUUUCCAGGGUGAGAAAAGAGGUGUUGCAGAGUGCUCACAGUGAAUGUCCAGUAGAUGUCUUGCAAAUAUUUACAGUUGGCAGAGUAAAUGAAGCUACAGAGUUUUUGGGCAAACUGGGUAACACGAGGCCCUUAUUUCAUGGAUCUCCUGUGCGGAACAUGCUUGGAAUCUUGUCCCGAGGGUUGCUCUUACCUAAGGUAGCUGAAGACCGAGGUGUGCAAAGAACAGAUGUUGGCAAUCUGGGGAGCGGGAUCUACUUCAGCGACUCACUCAGCACAAGCAUUAAGUACGCGCAGGCAGGAGAGACCGAAGGCUCCAGACUCCUGGUCGUCUGUGACGUUGCCCUGGGGAAGUGUGUGGACUUGGUCCAGAAGGACUUUUCUUUAACUGAGGCGCCACCGGGCUAUGACAGCGUGCAUGGAGUUUCAGGAACAGCCUCUGACCCUACAGACUUUGAGGACGAUGAAUUUGUUGUAUAUAAAACCAAUCAAGUUAAAAUGAAAUACAUUGUUAAAUUUUGCAUCCAUGGAGAUCAAAUAAAGGACUUUCAUCCUCAUGAAAAUACUGAAUUAGAGGAACAUAGAGCUGAGCCUUCAGAUGUUUCAAAGAUUGAAGAUUUCCAGUUGCCAGACAUCAAGUCUUUCUCCAGUAUCAAAGCUGGCCUUCAGGACGCAGCUGCGAAUGCUGUCCCUCUCGACAGUGUUCACAUCAAAGGAAGAAUAAUAGACUUUGUAGCCCAGGUCAUUGUUUUUCAGACGUACGUGAACCAAAGUCACGUGCCUAUUGAGGCAAAAUAUAUCUUUCCUUUGGAUGAUAAGGCAGCCGUGUGUGGCUUCGAGGCGUUCAUCAACGGGAAACACAUCGUGGGCGAGAUAAAGGAGAAGGAAGAAGCCCAACAGGAAUACCGAGAGGCCAUCAGCCAGGGCCACGGUGCCUACUUGAUGGACCAGGACACUCCGGAUGUUUUCACUGUAAGUGUCGGAAACUUACCCCCUCGGGCUAAGGUUCUCAUCAAAAUCACCUACAUCACGGAACUCAGCAUCCAAAGCCCCGUGGCCAUCUUCUUCAUGCCUGCCACUGUAGCGCCCUGGCAACAGGACAAGGCUUUGAAUGAGAACCUUCAGGACACAGUGGAGAAGAUCUGUGUAAAGGAAAUUGGAGCAAAGCAAAGCUUCUCCCUGGAUAUGUCCAUUGAGAUGCCCUACAUGAUUGAAUUCAUUUCCAGUGACACACAUGAACUAAGACAAAAGAGCACAGACUGUAAAGCUGUAGUUAGCACUGUGGAAGGCAGCUCCUUGGACAGCAGUGGAUUUUCUCUCCACAUUGGUUUGCGUGAUGCGUAUCUCCCAAGAAUGUGGGUUGAAAAACAUCCAGAAAAAGAAAGUGAGGCUUGCAUGCUUGUCUUUCAACCGGAUCUUGCGGCCACCCUUCCCGACCUCCGUGAAAAGAAUGAAGUGAUCAUUUGUCUUGACUGCUCCAAUUCCAUGCACGGCGUGACAUUCAUGCAAGCCCAGCAAGUCGCCCUGUACGCCCUGUCUUUGGUGGGGGAGGAGCAAAAGGUGAACAUUCUGCAGUUUGGCACAGGCUACAAGGAGCUAUUUUCAUAUCCUAAGUAUAUCGUGAGCAACAAAAUGGCCACGGAGUUCAUUACGUCUGCAGCGCCUGCCAUGGGGAACACAGACUUCUGGAAAGUUCUCCGCUAUCUAGGUUACCUGUAUCCUUCUGAAGGGCUGCGGAACAUCCUCCUCAUAUCUGAUGGUCAUCUCCAGAGCGAGAGCCUGACAUUGCAGCUUGUGAAAAGAAAUAUCCAGCACACCAGAGUGUUCACCUGUGCUGUCGGUUCUACAGCAAAUCGUCACAUCUUACGGACCUUGUCUCGGUGCGGUGCUGGAGUAUUUGAAUAUUUUAACUCAAAAUCCAAACAGAAUUGGAAAAAACAGAUAGAAGCCCAAAUGGCCAGGGUGCGUUCCCCAGGCUGCCACUCGGUGUCUGUCAAGUGGCAGCAGCUUAGCAGAGACGCCCCUGAGCCCCUGCAGGCUCCGGCGAGGGCGCCCUCCUUGUUUCACAACGAUCGCCUCCUCGUCUAUGGCUUCAUUCCUCACUGUACGCAGGCAACUCUGUGUGCAGUCAUCCAACAGAAGAAAUUCUGUACAAUGGUGUCUACUACUGAGCUCCAGAAAACAACUGGGACUCUGAUCCACAAGCUGGCGGCUCGAGCGCUGAUCAGAGAUUAUGAAGACGGCAUUCUCCAUGAUGACGAAACCAACCACGAGAUGAAGAAAAAGAUCAUGAAAUCUCUGAUUAUUGAACUCAGUAAAGAAAACUCUCUUAUUACACAAUUUACAAGCUUCGUGGCAGUUGAGAAAAGGGACAAUGAUGAGAUUCCUUUUGCUAAUGUCCCAAGUAUUUCGGAACUUAUUGCCAAAGAAGAUGUAGACCUUCUGCCAUACAUGAGUUGGCAGGAAAAGCAGCCAGAGGCCUUCACAAGGCAGGCAAAGACUGAAACUUUGAGACUAAAGCAAGAUGAAGUCACUAAUGGCAACAGAUUGUCACAGUCCUCAAUCUCCUUUGAAGGGAAUGGAAAGCAAUUACUGCUACGCUCCACUAAAGAAUGUAAAAGAAAGGCUGUAAAGAUGCAUGCUCUAGCCGGUCCUGAAGAUUUUGGAGGCAUGACCUCAGUACCGAAGGCACGUGCCACCGCACAGUCUCUCUCCUUCGACCCACCUCUCAGUGUCCACCCGCAACUGAAAGAUGCGGAACAGCCCCUGGAUCUGAGCCAGAUGGUGGCAAUGAAAAGACCGGGAUCUCGAAGGCUGCUCAAGGCACCCCUUCAUGGAAAUGAGUCUCCUUCCAUGGUUUUUCCCGCUUCCGCAGUCACAGCUGGGUUUUCUUUCCCUUCUCCCCGCAGCUACAGUUCUGCUUUCCUGCCUCCUCUCUCCAGCAUCCCUACCUCUCUUCCUCCUCUCUUUGGUAGCACCCUUCUUCCCCCUCUCCCUGGUGGCACCCAUCCUCCUCCCCCUCCUCCUCCCUUUGGUGGCACCCAUCUUCCUCUUUCUCUUCCUCUCCUUGGUGGCACCCCUCCUCCUCCCCCUCCUCCUCUCCUUGGUAGUAGUCUUCCUCCCCCUGGUGAUACCCAUCCUCUUCCCCCUCCCCUUCCCCCUGGUGGCACUGCCCAUCUUUCUCCUCCUCCUGUAGGAUUCAGCCCACCUAAGUCAAAUCUAUUAAAGCUCCGCCAAAGCUGUAAGCUUGCCGUAGGUACUACUUUCUCCACUGGCUUCUCUAGUUCAAAGGAUUUCGAUCCAGAUAAAGUUUCCCAAGACUCCAAUAUCAUCUUUUCUCCCAAAACCCCUGAGCUGGAUUCUCUUCACAAGUCACCUUUUCGCAGUCCUCCCAAGCCACCUUCUGUCAGUCCUCUUCUUACCGGGGAUCAUAGCUCUGAUCCCUCUUCUCUUCAGUUUCAAAGUGCCGAAGUCCCUCCGAGCCCUAAUUACAGGAUUUCACAUCUCAGAAGGGAUUCGCUUGAAUCUGCUUACGGAUUAGCUGCUGGUGACAGCACUCUGUCAUCAGACUUCAUUCUAGAAGAGGUUUUGGCUGCCUCAUUGGAUAGAAGUUCUUUUGAAACAGAAACAGAAGAUGAUGCGGAAGAUGUCCUCUGUGAUGAAAGCCGGGAGAGCCCUGUGUCGUGGACUUCACUCUUUGCUCUACAAACCGAGGAUGGUUUUUGGAAACUGACACCAGAACUAGGACUUAUACUAAAACUUAAUGUAAAUGUUCUACACAAUUUUCUUGAGGAAAAGGGCAUUCGAUCUCUAGGUACAAAAGGAAAAGAACUUCUCCUAGACCUGAUUGCCACUCUGCUGGUACUACAGUUUCUUCACACCAAGUUGGAACAAGAAGGAAUGGUUGCCAAAUCGCUGAUAAAGAUGGAUGACGCCUUCAUUUCCAGGAAUAUUCCAUGGGCUUUUGAGAACAUAAAGAAAGCAAGUGAAUGGGCCAGAAGAACAGAAGGGCAAUAUCCGUCUAUCUGCCAACGGCUUGAGCUGGGUAAAGACUGGGAGUCAGCCACAAAGCAACUACUGGGAAUCCAGCCCCAAGCCAACACUUCUCUUCACAGAAUUCUACACUACAAUCAAGGCUGACUCCACUGAAAUUGCUUUUUUUUUUUUUUUUAAACCUUUCUUAAUUUCUUUUGGUGGUGGUGGUGUUCGGUUUUUUUCAAGACAGGGUUUCUCUGUGUAGCAUGGCUGUCCUGGAACUCAGAGAUCCACCUCCCAAGUGAAUCAGAGGCGUGCAUCAGCACCGCCCCACUGCCAUUCUCAUGUAUCUAUGUAGAAAAUAAUCAAAUAGUAAAAGGUACCAACAAAGACA